CAAGACUCCGACAAUCUCCAGUAGAAUAUGAAUGAGAUAGAGAGCCGCACGGCUCGUGGCCGAGGACACUUGCCGUUCGUUCUAGGCCGCUCAAUUGGUUGCACCCCGAAGUAGCCAGAAGUAAGGGGAGUUCGGCUAAAUCAUACAAUACGCAGCCGGGUUUCUAUUACGGGAACUGACCCUGAAGAUCUGCAACGCACCCCAGAGCGCCGAGACGAUAAGCAAUUUUAGCAUCUAUAUUCCAUCCAUUUGGGUCUUUCGCUCGGGGAAUGCGUACGCGCGUUCGCGGCCCAAGUCUAUCGCAUACGGAGAUCCUGCCGAAAAGAUGAGAUCUACAGAGAAUGGAUCCGGGUAGUUAUAAGAAAUAUAAGACCAAGCUAUCACCCUGGGCACAUUGGAAAAUUAUAGGAAAGCUACACCUGAUCAAUUAACCAAUCUAUUUACCAUCGUUAACAUGUUCGGCACCAAAGCAGCUCUUUUCACCAUGCUGCUAGCCGCCACGGCUGUGUGGUCAGAAGUAUCACCGGAUGAGACAUGUGGCAUUGAUAAGGCCGGCAAUAAGAAAGGCUACACGUGUCCUGGAGAGAAGAAGUGUUGCUCGUCCAAUGGCUAUUGUGGCUCGACGGAUGAAUACUGCCUGAAGACUGUAGGGUGCCAGAGCAAAUACUCUAACGCGACAGCCGCUUGCGUCGAUCCCGUAGAUGGCAAGACAAUUUCGCCUGAUGGCACUUGUGGAUCCGAAGGGGCUGGUCAGUACGGCUACCGGUGCCCUACUGAGGGAGGAUCUUGCUGCUCUGUCGCGGGCUACUGCGGAAACACUACUGCUCACUGUCUCGCCGCAGAGGGUUGCCAAGCGACCUACGGAAAAUGCCAGUAAAUGAGAACCUACGAAUGACAACUGUAGGAUUUUCUUGUCUUGUCAUGGUAGUAUCAUAUGGAAUAAAAACCAAUGGGUACUUUGUGUCGAGGGAUGAUUUUUCAGAUUGCUUGAAAUUGAGAUGGAACGGUAACGUUGGAGAAUAGGAGAUAAUAAUAUCCAACCCGAUAACAGAAGUGAAUGAUUAGAUAUUAGAGGCUUCGAGAAUUAAAAAUCAAAAAUUUAGAGUAUUUGUAGAAGAGGUAGUACAAUAUGUG
This is a messenger RNA of Daldinia decipiens, 1134 nucleotides long. Its product is annotated as carbohydrate-binding module family 18 protein. The transcript has 2 exons. Gene Ontology annotation, molecular function: chitin binding. The coding region runs from base 455 to 877 and encodes 140 amino acids. NCBI's taxonomy places the organism in Eukaryota, Fungi, Ascomycota, Sordariomycetes, Xylariales, Hypoxylaceae. The record is from RefSeq and is a predicted model, not a curated record.